Molecule: messenger RNA, 2513 nt
Organism: Carassius carassius (crucian carp)
Lineage: Eukaryota; Metazoa; Chordata; Actinopteri; Cypriniformes; Cyprinidae
Product: ankyrin repeat and SOCS box protein 2-like
Exons: 11
Coding region: 157-2202 (681 amino acids)
Molecular function (GO): protein binding
Source: RefSeq, a predicted model, not a curated record
CUCUCUUAGCAGAGAGCUAAACAGGUCCCAGUGCGAGCAAGUGUCCAGUGUGCCACUCAACAUUGGGAUAAACAAAACAAACUUUUCUGUUUGGAAAUCUGACACGUUGUUAAGGAAGAGGAAAAGAAAAGAAAAACAUUUUGAAGUGGAUCCAACAUGGCAGACGCCCAUGUGUCCAUGCCAGGUACAACAGACACCUACAUGGACUUUGCUGACUACAGUCUCUACAGCGACCUGUCUGAAGAUGAGCUCAUGCAGCUGGCAAUUGAGCGGAGCAUUGCUGAUACUCACAACUCUGCGUCAGGCACUGAAAGCUCAAAGACCCCCAUUGCUCCAAACAGGCCAGCAGCCCGAUGGCAAGUUCCACCAUCAUAUCCUCCCCAGCCACAACCAGAACUGACAGCGUGUCCCGCAAAUCCACCCAGAGUAACAAUAUGUCCACAGGAUGUAAAUUCAGUAAGUCACUUUGUUACUGGUAAUGGCAAGCGAAUGAUGGAAUACCGAAAAUAUGAUGGAAGUUUGCAAGUUGCCCAUGUGCCUGAAGAGGAGCUUGAUCCUAUUGCUAAGGCCAUUUUGGAAGGAGAUGUAGGAUCAGUGAAACUGUUGGUUAAGCAACCUGGGUGCAACCUUCUUAAACCAAAUAAAGAUGGAUGGAUGCCUUUGCACGAGGCGGCAUAUUAUGGACAAGAUCAAUGUAUUAAAAUUCUCCUGAGAGCUCAACCUGGGAUGAUCAACCAGUGCACUUUGAAUGAGCAGACUGCUUUAAUGAUAGCUGUGGUAAUGGAACAUCUUGCAUGUAUGGAGUGUCUUCUAGAGAAAGGAGCUGAUCCUGAUAUUACCAAUAAGGAUAGGGAGACUCCCCUUUACAAAGCUUGUGAGAAGGAAAACCCAACAAUGGUUGCCAUGUUACUGAAUUAUGGCGCCUCUGUGAAUAAGAACUGUAUUCAAGGCUGGACCGCUCUCCAUGAGAGUGUGUGCAGGAACAAUGUGGAAAUCUGUGAGAUGCUGUUGAAAGCUGGAGCCAAAGUCGGCAUGCCCAACAUGUACGGAAUCACUCCUAUCUUUGUGGCCGCCCAAAGUGGAAAAGUGGAUGCACUUCGCAUGCUUUUAAAAAAUGGUGCCGAUCUCAACAGCGAGGCUGCAGAUGGAGCCACAGCACUGUAUGAGGCCUGUAAAAAUGGUCAUGAGGGCACUGUACAGUUUCUUCUAUCUCAAAAUGCAGAUGCCAACAAGCCAGGCAAAACAGGACUGUUGCCAAUUCAUAUAGCUGCCCAGCAUGGUAAUGAUAGCAAAGACCUCCUUACUUUCGGGUGUACCCACAAAAUUGUCAGGGCAACUAAUAUCAUAUCCAUGCUGAUCCCAGCCACAAGCAAGGCCAGAGUGAGGCGUUCAGGUAUCAGCCCCCUCCAUUUAGCAGCGGAGCGCAACAGAAACGAUAUUCUUGAGUUACUGAUCGAGGCUGGCUUUGAUGUCAAUGCCACGUUGUCCGAGGGUCGUUCUAUGAUGUAUGAAGAUCGUCGCAGCACAGCUCUAUACUUUGCUGUCAUGAACAACAACAUCAAUGCUACCACCAUGCUCCUGAAGGCUGGUGCUAAUCCAAACCUGGACACAUUCAACCCAAUCCUAGUGGCCCUAAGGCAGGGUUGCAUCCAGACAGUGACUUUGCUGGUUGAAUAUGGUGCUAAUGUCAAUUCCUACAUCCCAACUCACCCAACUACCUUUCCAGCCAGUGUUAUGUUCUGCAUGAAGUAUCUGACUUUACUGAAGUAUCUAAUGGAUAAUGGCUGCGAUGCCUUGUCAUGUUUCAAUUGUGUUUAUGGCAGCAAUCCUCAUCCACCUAUAAAAACUAGGUGUAAUCCAAGAUAUGAUUUAGAUGAAGCUGUACAAAAGACUUGUAUUCAGUUCUGUGAGGUGAUCUCUAGCGAACACGUCUCCCGCUGGGCAGGACCGAUUAUAGACGUGCUGCUUGAUUAUGUUGGGCAUGUGAAACUGUGUGCACGACUCAUUGAACAUCUGGACAGUUUCCAUGAGUGGCAGUGCAUCAAAGAGAGAGCAAUGCCUCCACGCCCACUCAUGCAGCUCUGCAGACUGAAAAUCCGCAAGCUGCUCGGGAUCAAGAGACUGAAGAAAAUUCAGAAGCUUCCAGUUGCUCCAAGGUUGAUCAAAUUCCUAAAUCAUCAAGAACGAAAGCAAGACUUUUAAGCCUGCUUUUGAAUGUUGACUCUUAGUAAACACAGAGAGAACAAUUCCAUUAGAAAAUCAUAUACUUCUGUUUGCAGAGCUUGCAUUGAGCUAAAAUUAUGGAAUAAAUUUCUUUUUGUCUGGGUCAAUUUUUUGCACAAAUGUACUGCUUAAUAUUAUAAUAAAAAUGCAUUUACCUGAAAUUAACACAGUUUUUGUUUUAUCCAGCUGUAUUCACUGUGUGCAACUUAUAACAUCCAAGUGAAAGAUAUAACACCGACAUGUUAUAAAAAAAAAUAAACAACCAGAAUCAUUGAGCUGGAAAAUGAUCA